Molecule: messenger RNA, 2409 nt
Organism: Python bivittatus (Burmese python)
Lineage: Eukaryota; Metazoa; Chordata; Lepidosauria; Squamata; Pythonidae
Source: RefSeq, a predicted model, not a curated record
UUUUGUGUAGAUCUAGGCCUCCUAUAGCUUGGUUCAGCUGUCUCAUUGUGUUGCACUUAAUAACAUUUUAGGCAUUAUUACAGCAGCAUUGGGUUUGUAUUCACACCAUUAAUUCCAAAACCACUCAGACCUGGUUACCCUGGGUUAAAGAGGGGAACCCAAACAUUUAUUUUAAAAGUUUAGUUCUUGAGAAGGAAGUAGUCCUGUUCUGCCCCAUGCAGACUCCAGAUGAACAAGGAAAUGGGGUGUACGCUUGCUGCUCCAGAAUAAGUGGGAACAAUUUAGCUACCAGGCCCUAAUGGAACUCCUUCACCUGUGGAUACAAGUGUACCCAGAAGCUCCGGAGCUCAGGUUAGAGGGGUGGGAAGGGGGAAGUCCCAGGAAGGGGUCUCUGUGUUAUGUCUUUCUGACCAAUACCUUCCUACAAACACUGGUCAAGCUCUUGAUACCUUUCUUUGUCUUUCAGUCUUUCAGUUUAUAAAACUAGGAUGAUGCGUCAUUCACUUUAAAAUCAUAAAAAUUAAACAAAUUAGACAACAGUAAAUCACACAAGCAUUUAAAGCUUCAAGAGUGGGCUUCUUUCCUUUUCUAGGCAGAAAUAGUUUUGGUUCCGCAUAGGUUUUUUAACGUUGUGACUGUAGCACUGCCUUGUUUAAUUAAUAUUUCACCCCUUUUCUUUUUCUAAAGCAUUUAAAUGGUACUCCUUUUAUCUUCAUAACAGCCUUAUUGGUCUCUCUUUUAUUUGGGGGGCUGGUGAAUACUUUUGGAAGUUUAUAAAAGUUGCGGGCACCCUCAUAAAAUGGCUUCUUUUAUGGGCAGGGCUGUGAAUAAAAACAGCCCUUGUUUCACCAAAUGGCAAACUGGUGGUACUAAAAGAUAAGCGUUUGUCUAAAACAGUGUUUCUCAACCUUAGCAACUUUAAAAAUAUUCCCAGAGAUCUCCAGCCCCUGACAUCUUAAAGUUGCUAAGGUUGAGAAGCAGUGGUCUAAAAAGCCAAAUACAAGGCAAAGGUGGGGUGUGAACACCAGUAUACUUCCCAUUUUAACUUACAUUUUCUCUCUUAUUCAAGGUACCCCCAUCCCCAACUCUUGCUCCACACUUUCAUUCUGUUGUGUGCUACUUUUGGAGAGUUUUCCAAAAGGCAGCACAGAAAUACAAUCAAAAGAGGCUGUGGAUUCCAAACUGCUGAAUGUUUUUUUCGGAAUCCAGAUCCAUGCUUAAGAAAUGGCUAUUCCCAUUGCAGCUACUGUACUGCAAUGGCAUGAAGGCCCUUUUGGAAUAAAUCAUGGCGUAGAGCUUCAUGCUGAUGUUAUAGAAUAUGCAAAGCAGAAACUGGACUUCUUCAUCAGAACAAGUGACAGCUUUGACAAGUUUGAAUUCUGCGAGCCUUCCUUUGUCUCUGGAAACUGCUUAGAAAUCUCUCCAGACUGCUCUCAAUACGACCGCGUAUACUGUGGAGCUGGGGUCCAGAAGGAGCAUGAAGAUUACAUGAAGAACUUGCUGAAAGUUGGUGGGAUUCUCGUCAUGCCCCUGGAGGAAAAGCUGACCAAGAUUACUCGAACAGGCCCUUCAGCCUGGGAGACCAAGAAAAUCUUGGCUGUGUCUUUUGCUCCUCUAAUCCAACCCAACCAUUCAGAUUCAGGGAAGUCAAAACUUGUUCACUUGCCACCGGUGAUGGUUCGCAGCCUUCAGGACCUGGCUCGCAUUGCCAUCCGCAGCACCAUCAAAAAGCUGAUCCAUCAAGAAACAGCGGGCAAAAAUGGAAACGGCCUCAGAAACCCGCCAAGGUUUAAGCGGCGGCGUGUCCGGCACCGCCGCAUGGAAACCAUUGUCUUCUUGGACAAAGAGGUCUUUGCAAGCCGGAUCUCCAACCCUUUGGAGGAUAAUAAUUGUGAGGAAUUGGAGGAGGAGAGCAGGGAGGAGGUGGAAAAACCUAUUCCUGAACUGAAGCCAGAGCCUCCUACAAACAUCCUGAGGGAGAAGGUGCUGAGCCUGCCUCUCCCUGACCCUUUGAAAUAUUACCUGCUUUAUUAUAGAGAGAAAUAGGACCUUGUGAGCGGUCAUCAGGGAGGUAGGCGGGACAAUAAAGCACUCAGGAGGGCUGACAAACACAUGCCACUUGCUUGCCUUUUAACCCAACCACCCUUGUGGUGAGCUAACUGGGGAACGCGGCUGCCGUGAAUUUAAAAUGGGAUAGCCUUUUUUCAGAUUCUUUCCCUUGAUUUGUGCGCUCUGGUUUUGUCCUACAGCAGAACUUCCUUGGUGGGGAAGAGGGGGCGCGAAGCUGGUCCCGAGGCUGCCUCCAUCUUAAGGAAGUGAGGGUUUUGUGCUGGUAAAAACCAAAAGGAAAACCACAAGUUUGCUGAAAUAUCUGUGAAUAUCUCAACUGUUGUUGUUGUCCUCCCCCCC